This is a messenger RNA of Linderina pennispora, 2392 nucleotides long. Its product is annotated as subtilisin-like protein. Gene Ontology annotation, molecular function: serine-type endopeptidase activity. The transcript has 10 exons. The annotation marks the transcript as partial. Lineage: Eukaryota; Fungi; Kickxellomycota; Kickxellomycetes; Kickxellales; Kickxellaceae. Gene Ontology annotation, biological process: proteolysis. The record is from RefSeq and is a predicted model, not a curated record.
CCGCCUCCUCGUACCACCGCCUCCUUCUACUCCCACGACCUCCUAGCGCACACCCAGCCUCUAUCUCUUUCGGCUUGCCCUUUUCUCUCCUAUACCUUGAACCCUCCCACUAGUAUCCACCCGGUUUUGAUAUAGCUCGUCCCUUUCCCCAACUUCGACUUUCCACUCAUGAAAUUUACCUCAAGCAUUCUCUUGCUGACAUUUGUCUGUUUGAGCCAGCCGUCCGCGCAUGCCGCGGGCGUAGAUAUCCAGGCUGCUAUCCAGAAGGCAGGCUCCUAUAUUGUCGAGCUCGAUGGCACUCCCGGCAACACCAACAUCCAGGCAAUCACCAACAGUCACUUCACAGAGCUAUUCAAUGGCUUUACUUUGCAUGCCAACAAGGACUUUGAUCCGAUCCAGAUUGCCUCAAUCCCAGGAGUCAAGCGUUAUCAGGCAUCGCCAACAAACAUCACAUAUCCGUACCUGCACCAUGCUACUGGUGUUGAUGCUGUUGUGCAGAACCUCGGGUUCACUGGAAAGGGCGUCAAGAUCGGUGUUGUUGACAGCGGCGUCGAUUUCAACCAUCCCGAACUCGGCAACUGCUGGAAGACCUUGGCUGCAUUCCCUGUUGUCAAGCCUGGGCCACACCCAAUGGAUUGCAUGGGCCACGGAACUCACGUUGCUGGCAUCAUCGCUGGCCAAGGACCUCAAGUGAUUGGUGUUGCUCAAGAUGCCACCAUGGGCAUGUAUCGCGUGCGCGACAUUAUCUCGCUGUCGCUGGGCGGCGGUGGCUGGCCCGAGGACCCAACAUCAGUUGCCUGCUCAAACAUGGUCAAGAAGGGUAUCAUCGUCGUUGUGGCCAAUGGCAAUGACGGCGACGCUGGUCUGUUCACUGCUGGAUCUCCGGGGCUCGGUCAUGGCGUAAUCAGCGUUGGAUCAGUCGACAAUUGGAACAUAACGGGAAUGCCAUUGAUGUGCAAACGGGAUUUUCCGUUUGUCUUUGAAAACAAUGUGCCACUGGUCACCGUCGUCGACUCUGCAAACAGCAAGCUGGGCUGCGCCACGAUCAGCCAGGACCUGAAGGGCAAGGUUGCGCUUAUCCAGCGUGGCAAUUGCACGUUCAACGAGAAAGCAGCAAAUGCCCAGGCUGCUGGGGCAGCUGGAGUAAUCGUCUACAACAACGCACCUGGUAUGAUGAGUCCAUCGGUUACGGACCCCAGCGUUACUAUUCCGGUUGUUAUCAUUACUCAAGAAGACGGCGCGUAUGCUGUCAGUGCCUUGGCCAGCGGGAAUGUUACUGUUAAGGCGCCCAAGAGCAACAUGUCAGAUUUCAGCUCGUAUGGUCCGUCACCGGAGCUGGAUAUCGCACCUAUUGUUUCCGCUCCUGGCGGCAACAUCUAUUCGACAUAUCCGCUGAAACUUGGCGGCUACAUAUCAAUGUCUGGAACCUCGAUGGCCACACCGUACAUCUCGGGUACCGCUGCUCUGUUCAAGCAAGCACAUCCGAAAUACAGUGUCGACCAACUACGCCAGGCCCUUUCUACUACUGCCAAGCCUCGCAGCGACAAGACCACUGGCAAGAACAUCCACCCGUACUGGAGCGGCAGCGGCCUGGUCAACAUCUUUGACGCUAUCAAUUCGCGUGUUGAGUUUUCGCCGUCAGCGCUUGCGCUCAACAACACCAUGAGUGGGCCGCUCAGCUCUGUGUUUGGCUCAAUGAUGGGGUACUUCCCUCGCUGGUCUGUACGCAGAGUGUCGAUCAAGAAUACCGACCCGCACAAGGCGGCCCGCAUCUCCUUCAGCAACUCUGUUGCAGACUCACUCACACCAUGGGCGGCUGAUGGUACAUUCAACCCGAAACCUCGUACUGGCUGGAGCACUAUGCCCCAGGCAUAUGCACCUGAACUUCACAGUAACAACCUGGUUGGUCCUGGCCAGACACGCAAUAUUGCUGUUGUAAUCACUGCCCCGUAUGGCCUGAAGGACUCUGAGCGCUGGUUCUACGGUGGAUUCCUGAACUUCACCAUGUCCUGGGGAUUCCCACUGCUAGCCGAUGCAAGCGGCAAUGUAACCACAGCACCUGUCACUGAAAAGACCCCGCAGGUUUUCAACUUCCGUCUUGAGCUUCCAUCACGCCUUGUCUCAAUCACGCUGCAAGAUUCAAAGAAGAAGACGAUGGGGUAUCUUCCAGGCGGCUACCUUGAGUACGUCUCGCGCAACCUGCAGACCCCAGAAACCUUCAUGUACUCGGCUGUGGUCAACGGCACAGUAUUCAAGGAUACGCUGAUGACACAGCGGGUGAAGGUCCCUGCUGGCCAGUACCAGAUCAACCUGAAUGCACUUCGUCCGCUCGGAAACCCCAAGAACCCCAAGGACUACCAGGCUUGGACAUUCACCUGCGAUCUCCAUUUGC